AUGCAUCACCACCACCAUCAAAAUGGUUCCUUGGAACGCAGAGCUCAAGCUUCCAACGGAGACAUUGCUACUAACGGCAGCAAUGGUGUUGUUGGUGCUUCCAAUUCCAUAACCAGACUUAUCGGAAACCCUAAAAUUGAUCACAUGCCUGAUAAUUAUGAAGAUCUUCCUUUGGAUUUCAACCCUCUUGUCCUCACUUCACUCGAGAGACAUCUUCCUUCUCAUAUUCUUAACCUAUCUAGAGACCUCAAAGCUCACUACAUGUCCAACAUUCUACUCCGUUAUUUGCCUCAUAGCGAACGCAUUAGGAUGCAAAAGCAGAAGGAAUACAGGCAAAAAAUCAUAUUACAUUAUCCUCCGCUUCAUAAGGAGAUGUAUACUAUGCUCAGUGAAAACUUUUUUGCACCCUCAUUUCUCAGAGCUAUUAAAGAAAAUACAGAAGCGGGUUUCAGAAGUAUAAUGGCAGAACCCUCCAGAGGAAUUUAUACGUUUGAAAUAUUUCAACCACAUUUUUGUGAAAUGUUGGUAUCCGAGGUAGAUCAUUUUGAAAGAUGGGUCCAUGAGACCAAAUUCAGAAUCAUGCGACCUAAUACAAUGAAUCAAUAUGGUGCUGUUCUUGAUGAUUUUGGCCUGGGAACCAUGAUGGAUAAAUUGAUGAAUGAUUUCAUACGUCCUAUAGCUCGAGUUUUCUUUUCUGAAAUUGGUGGAUCCACACUGGACUCUCAUCAUGGUUUUGUUGUUGAAUAUGGAACCAAUAGAGAUGUGGAACUUGGGUUCCACGUGGAUGAUGCAGAAGUCACCUUAAAUAUUUGCCUGGGAACACAAUUUUCAGGUGGAGAACUAUUCUUCCGAGGUGUUCGAUGUGAUGAACACGUGAAUACAGAGACCCAAUCAGGGGAGAUAUUCGAUUAUCCUCAUGUUCCAGGACAUGCAGUCCUUCAUUCUGGUCGCCACCGUCAUGGUGCUAGACCUACAAUAUCUGGGAAUCGGAUCAAUUUAAUUCUAUGGUGUAGAAGUUCGGCGUUUAGAGAGAUCAAGAAAUACCAAAGAGAAUUUCCUAGCUGGUGUGGAGAAUGUAAACGCAAGAAGAAGGAGAGAGAGCGUAUUGCAGUUUAUGCCACCAAAGCGGAAUUACUGAAAAGGGAGCUUAAAUCAGCCACAUGA
Lathyrus sativus (Indian pea) is the source of this 1164-nucleotide messenger RNA. The record is from the annotation of a GenBank genome assembly. NCBI's taxonomy places the organism in Eukaryota, Viridiplantae, Streptophyta, Magnoliopsida, Fabales, Fabaceae.